Ectocarpus siliculosus is the source of this 1227-nucleotide messenger RNA. NCBI's taxonomy places the organism in Eukaryota, Phaeophyceae, Ectocarpales, Ectocarpaceae. The record is from the annotation of a GenBank genome assembly.
AUGACGCCGAAGAACACGGGGCGAUGGACGUACGACGAGCACAGGCUCUUCCUGCGGGGGCUGGAGCUGCACGGCAAGGGUUGGAAGAAGAUCGCGUCGCUCAUCAAGACGAGGACGGUGGUGCAGAUCCGGACCCACGCGCAGAAGUACUUCCAGAAGAUCGCCAAGGCCAAGCAGAACGGGGAGCACGGGGACGUGGCGAUGGACUCGAAGGGGCACGGGUCUCGAAGAAAAAGCAGAGGGCGGAGAAGAAUGGAAGACCUGCUGAGGGGGUCGACGGCAGUGGCCCCUUCCCUGCAGCCCUACGUGGCCGGGGCAGGGGCGGUGGAGACCGGGCUCUACCGCUUCCUGUCCCCGAUAACAAUACAGGACCUGGAGCGGCCACCAGCUGCGGCGGGACAGGGGGGCACAGCAGGCGGGGUGGGCGGGGGGGCGGCUGGACUCGGCGGGAACGGCGGGGCUUCGCUUCAGUCCCAGCUGGCCGGGCACGCAACGUCGUCGGCAGGAGCGUCGCCGACAACGACAACGGCGGGAGCGGCAAUGGCGGCGGCAGCGGCGGUCCUUCCUCCGAACUGGUACCGAGCAGGCCGUGGCGUGGACGACCUGCUCACCGAGGCUGAGGGGCUAGACUGGCUGGCCGACAGCGGGGGUGCGGUGGCCGUCACGUCGGUGUCGGCGGUUAACCCGGCCGCCGCCGCCGCCGCCUCCCCCGCCCCCGCCGCCGUUGCCGGUGCCCACGCCGGCGUCGCCAGGGUCGCGUCGUCGUCGGAGCUGUCGAGCCAGCCUUUGCUCAAGAAGGUCCGGUCCACCACCGUGGACUCGUCGGCCCCGCUGGCCACGGCGACGACGAUGAACACCUCCUCGACCGCUGCCGCUGCCAUGGGCGGCAUCGCGCGGCCCUCGGCCAGCGCUGCCGCGAUGACGCCGUCGUCUUGGUCGUUGCCGCCGCCCCGGCCGGUGGCGUGCCCGCCGCCUGCCGCACCUCCAACCGCUGGAGUGGCUGUGGACGAGCUGACCCCGUCCGGCUUGCAGGGCUCGGAUGCCGAGGAGGGGCACCUUUCGGGCUUGUCGGACCUGGAAAGCCUCAUGGAGGACCAAGAGCUCCCGGGCUCUCAGCCGUUUGGACCAGUGUCGACCGCUGCCGAAGUGGCCGGCGCGGGCGGUGAUGGCAUGGACGACGGCAUGGUUGACGAAGACGCAUUCGUCAACGCGCUUCUAGACGCCUAG